This is a messenger RNA of Volvox carteri f. nagariensis, 6231 nucleotides long. RefSeq lists its product as uncharacterized. Bases 1 to 6231 code for a protein of 2076 amino acids. The record is from RefSeq and is a predicted model, not a curated record. The transcript has 20 exons. Lineage: Eukaryota; Viridiplantae; Chlorophyta; Chlorophyceae; Chlamydomonadales; Volvocaceae. Gene Ontology annotation, molecular function: protein binding.
AUGACAGGGAUGGACGAUUUGGAGGUGAUGGCGCACAUGUCCCACGUGUACGACAUGUGUUUCAUGCCACCGCCGGAGCGGGAUGCGUACGAGCCCCCGCUUUUGGUGGUGCUGCAUAAGCUGGAACGCUCCGGCGGCAUCAGCUUCACCCUGGACUGUCUGGCCCUGGAGCUGAAGCUCGGAGGGGAGAAAAGGGCAGGGGGAGGGGCGAAAGGUGCGAAAGGCGGCGAGGGAAAGAAGGCGGCGGCGGCGGCGGCGGCGGUGGCGGCAGCUGCCGCGGGCGGCAGUUCUCAAGGCGCUGGCCCAAGCGGCGGCAGCGGCAGCGGCAGCACCCCUGGCGCUGGUGGCGGCGCCGGUGGGGCGUCGGGAUCCGGCGGCGCCGCUGGUCCCAGCACGUCGGCCGCCGCCGCCGCCGCUCAGGCCGCGUCCAAGCGUCCGGCGGUUGCAUCGGCUGGUGGCGAGGGCAGUGCGGAUGACUCCGUGCCGCUGCGUGCGGAGCUCUCGAGGGGUCCGUGGGUGGCCAGGUUCCUGCACCCCACCACCACCGUCAUCACGCCCUUCCCGGGAGUCCCCGCCGCCGGACUUCCCGCCGGUGUUGUCGCCGUCAGCAGCGUCGGCGCGACGCUGUAUUCCAGGCCGCCGACCCUCGGGCCAAUCCUGCUCGCCGCAGCGACGGCGGAAGCGGCGGCACGACGCGCCGCGGCGGAGGACCCCGGGCCGCCGCUGGGCGACUUUUCGACACUCGAUCCGUUCGACACCGCUGCGGUGAGUGCGCUGUUCGACCGCUGGUUCGGCAAGGACUUUCUGGAGGAUGCUGCAAUCGAGUUCGCGGAGGCGGAGGGGACUGUACGACAGAUUCAGUUGGUGUCGUACGCGCUGGAGGGGAUGCCGUUGACGGCGGAGCAUCUGGCUCCCGGCGUGCUGUUAAUCGGUGACGGCGCGGCAGGCUUGACCCUGCUACACACUGCGGGUCGCCAGCCCUGGGCCGCCCGGGUGCUGCCCGACCUGCCGGGGCCCCCCCCGCGGCCGCCACCCGCCAUGCCCAAGGCAAUCGCCUACCUACCCAGAGCGGCGGCGGUGCGGGAAACCGCCGCCGCCGCCGCUGCUGGUGCCGGUACUGGUGCGGCCGCCGCCGCCGCCACCGCCGCCGCCCGUGGCGGCAGCAGUGGCAGCGUUAUGGGUAAGGGGGCUUCUGAGGCCGAUUUGGGGCUUAUGGUUUCGGAGCCAGAGCCGUACGGGCUGCUGUUUGUGGGCAGUGACUGCAGCAGCGCCCAGGUCAUGUGCGUUCCCGAGGCCUAUCUCUCACCUUCUGCUGAGCCGCCGCCGCCGCCACCACCGCCGCCGCAGCAGCAGCAGCAGCAACCGCAGCAGCAACCGCCCGCCACAGCAGCCUCUGCAAAGGACUUGAAAACGGCGGGAAAGGCGGAAGCCACAGGAAAGGCGGUCGGGAAGGGUAAAGCAGGGACCGGAGGGGUCAAUGGGGCUGGAAAAGGGAGGGAAGAUGGGCAGCAACAAAAGCAGAAGCCGGAACCGCAGUCGGCGACGGCGGGUGGGAGUGCGGCGGGUGGGAGUGCGGCGGUGGCGGGUGAGGAGGCGAAGGCUGAGGGUGAGGAUGCGGAAGGUGACGUCGAUGAGCUGCCGCCUCCACUACCUGAACUGCGGUGGCCGGUGUCGGAACUGGCGGUCAUUAAGAGCCUGGCGCCCGUGACGGAUGUGGCGGUGGUGCCGGACACAUCAGGUGAAUGGGUGAGGCCCUAUCCCGCCGCCUUACCUCCCCCCUCCGCCAUCAUCUCGAGGUCAGCUCCUUCAAAACCGCCUACUGGAGCUGACGACCCGUGGCUGGUCGCCUGCUGCGGCCGCAAUGCCGCUGGACGGCUGGUGCGAGCUCGGCUGGCUGCGGGGAUGCAGCCGUACAUGUCGGAUGGACCCCGGGUGCCGCUGUGUAAGGGUAUGAGUCUGCCCCGGCAGAGCUUUGAGGCCGCUGGUCGCACUGACUUGCUUUGUGUGGCGGGGCCUACGGGGCCGGGAGCUGGGGGGGCGGCGGCCGGCGGCGAGUUCACUCAGGUGGAGCUGCCGGGACUGAACCACGGGUCGGCGUCACUGCUGUUGGCUGACGUGGCAGGGAGGCGGCUGGUGCAAGUUAUGCAGCAGCUUCACUCGUUCGUGUCGGGCAUUCGGGUACUAAAGCCGCUGCAGGAGGGCGGGCAUUUGGGAGCUGAGUGGCCGGCGCCGGAGCCACUUUCCUUGGCGGCGCACAGCGGCUGCAUCCUGGCCGCUGCCAGCCGCAACCGUCUGCACCUGCUGCGGAUCGAUCCGGGGACCGGUGUCGUCACAACGCUCUCCGAAAUAAAGCAGCUGCCCGCGCAGCUCUCGGCUCUGGCGCUAUACCGUCUACCGCCGCCGCAGCAGCACCUGGCGAUACGCAAGUCGGCCACCACCGAGCCGUCAGCGGCGGAGGCGAUGGCGGAGGCUGAUGCGACGUUCGUACUGAUGGGCUACUGGCUGACGAAUCGCGUAGAAGUAGCAGCUGUAGCAGACCCGUCCCGGCUGCUGCUUGAGCUUCAGCUAGCAGAGGACGAGACGCCGCGAUCGUUAGCGGUUUUGGAGCUGCCGUCGCCUUUCACCGCCGUCGCCGCCGCCGCGGCAGUACGGCCGCCAGUGUUGCUGGCGGGUACCCACACCGGCCGACUGCUGAUGUGGCAGCUGGCGGAGGCGCCGGUGGCCUCACCUACGCGGCAGUGGCGGCUGGGGCCGUGCUACAGCCUGCGUGUGAGUCAGGUCCCAGUAGAGCUACAGCCCGUUCCGGGAUUAGGACCGGCGCCGGUUGUACGGCCGCGCAGCAGCGGCGGCGCCGGUGGCUACGUCGGCAGUAGCACCAGCGGCGGCGGCGGUGGCGGAGGCUACGUGUAUGUGCACUCGCACUCAGGCGCGAUUGUGCGACCCCGACUGCAGGCGGCCGCCGCGACCGUCGCCGCUGCGGCGGCGGCGGCUCCGCCGCCGCCACUGGAGCAGCUAGUAGAAGUCGUACGGGUGCACGGUUCGGAGGGUCUUCAGGCGGUUUGCCACGUCAGCACCGUCGCCAUGCCGGACAGCGCCUGCUGGGUUACACGCGAGGGGCAGCUGCUGUUCGGGCGGAUCGACCCACGGGUCCGUUUGAGGUGGAGCACCGCUUUCGUCGGCGAGACAAUCCAUUCUUUCGCCUACCACGCCGCCAGCCAAUGCCUCGUGGCGCUGUGCGAGUCGUAUCCCACGGGGGAGAACUCCCUCCGCGUCAUCGAGGUCAACUCCAUGCUGCAAGUCAUGUCCAUGCGCCUGGCGUACGGCCACUUCCACACCGCCGUCACAGUCGGGCCGCUGCCGUGCACCACGGGCAGGAAGGCAGCGGCGGCCCGGCGGCGGCGUGGAGGCGGCGGCAGCGGCGCCGCUGCGCGGACCGCCGGCGGCGCCGCCGCCGCUGCCGCCGCCGCCUCCACGGCGGCUGCCGAACCGGAAAAGGAGUUUGUCGUCUUAGCGUCGUACCUGUCGCUGGACUCUUCCUGCGAUCCGGAGGUCAGCAAGCACGUGGAGGGCGUGGAGCUGCUGUACGGCACCCUGACCUUCAUGGAACUGGUCGCCAAACCAGCGCCCGAUGGCUCCAACGCCACACAGUACUCAUUGCUGUUGCAAGGCUCAUCUCUAGUUCCUAGCGUGCCAACUUCCCUGGCUAUCGCUUGUCCAUCGUCGUACGCCCCGCCAGCCGCUACCGGCGCCGGCGUCGCACCCCCCGGCGCCGGCGGCAGCCUGCUGCCCGCCAAGGCUGCGGCUCCGGCGGCGGCAGCGCCGCCAACGGCGGCAGCCGACGGCGCCGCUGGCAGCGGCGGCGGCAACAGCAACCUGGCGGACAUGCCGUACCUGCUGGCAGGGUGCCAGGGCCGUGUGUAUCUGUACCAGGUGUAUGUGGACGACGGACGUCACCGCGGCGACCGAGCUGUCAGAAGGGCCUUACAGCUGGUCGGCCAGAUGGACGAGCUGAACUUGCCGCUACCACAAAACUACGCGGAGGUUCAAGCAGGGCUGCAAGAAGUUGACAGGCUCAUAAAGAAGCGGGCGGCGGAGGAGGCCAAGGAGGCGGCCAAGGAGGCGGCCGCCGCCGCUGCCGCUGCGGCGGCUGGCGGCAGUGGCGACACGGCCGGCGGCCCUGACGUCAUCAUGAAUACGGAGGGAGCCGGCGGCGGUGAAGAUGAGGAGCUGGCGGAGGACGAGUCAGGUAGCGCGGGUCAGGUAGCCGGUGGUGGUGGCUGCGGCACCGAGCUCCCGGGCCCCCAGGUGAACUGGGAGGAGCGGCUCAAGGCGCUGGAGGAGGAGGAGAAGGAGGAGAACAUAGAGCACAAGUACGGACUGGGCUUGCUGGUGCAGCCGGACAGCGACGACGAAGAGUACUUCCGACAGUGGGUCCAGGCGCAGGGGCUGGAGGGGGAGCAGGCCAAAGAGGCGGCGACGGAGGCGGCGAGAACCGUCAAGAUGCUACGGAAACGAUUGGAGCUCCUUCGCGACCUGGACCGCGACUGGAGCCAGCACGUGACCGUACGGGAGGUGGAUGUCGCGGAGACGUUCAGUGGCGCGAUAGGGCCCGGGCCGAGUAGUACGAGCGAUGGCGGUGGUGGUGGUGGUGGCGGUGGCGGUGGCGGCUCGCUGGUGCUUGCGAGUGACUACCUGGGCAGUGUGACGGUGAUGCGGCUGGUGGCCAAUUCCCGGGGUGCGGCCCUCAUCUCCUGCGCGGCUGACAGACACCCCGUAUACGCUCAGGCGGCUGCAUGGUUGGAUCCGGAUCACAUAUUGGUUGCCGUACAUCCCCACGGCUUGGCGGUGCUGCGUCGCGAUGCGGCGGCGGAGGAGGAGGUCAUGAGGGCUGCUCAGAGGCAGGCGGUGGCGGACUUCGAAGCGGGAAUCAACCGGCAGCGGCAGCAUCAGACCGUCGAGCAGGUCUGGGAGACGGGGUCGGCGGCGGCUGGCCCCGCCAGGCCCGGGGGCCCCCGGGGCGCGGGGGCUGCUGGGGCCGCCGCCAGCAGCGGCAGCGGCGCCGGCGCUGGGCCCAGCGCUGCCGGCACAAGCGGCGCCAGCACUGCCCGAUUCUCCCUGGACGACCUGCGGUUGCUGAAGCCGCGUUUGGAAGCUACUCCGGGAUUGAGUUUGGAAGCAGCGUGUCGAGUGCGCCAGCUGGUCACCCGCAUGUGCAGGGCGAGGCUGGGUCUUAGGCUGCAACCCCACCCGCACCCCCACUCCCACUACCACUCCCACUCCCGCCCACAACAAGCAGAAGAACAAGCACAAGAACAGAGGCAACAGAAACAGCAGCAACCCGCAACUGCGCCACGCUUACCACCCAUAGCUUCUUCGGGUGCAGCGCUCAGCAGCAAGACGGGGCAAGGUCCACAGCUCGACGGCCCCGGCGUACAACAGCACCACCACCACCACCACCACCACGACAUCGUUCAUUGGGAUCCAAGGGACUUGCUACUCUGCUUCAGCAAUGGCGGCCAUGUCGCCGCCGUGCGGCUGCAGCAGCAAGUCCCAGCCGUGAUGGCAAUGGCGGCGGCAGCGCCGCCUCCUCCGUUGGCCAAAUUGGCUCGGCUGCAGCACGCCGUAUCGUCGCUCGACCCCACUGAUACAGCCCUGCUUACCGGUGUUGACUCGGUUAGCUACAGCCUCAGCUACAGCUGGCCGCUGGUGGUGCCGAGAGAGACGGCGGUGGGGGCGGGACUGGCAGGUUUUGGCAGUAGCUCCAUCGCUGAUGAAGCCGGUACACGGCGGCGUGCAGCACCGGCGUCGGCGCGGCCGCUGUCAGCAUCGGCGUCGGCGACAGCCGCCGGCUCAUCUUCCCGGGCGGAUGGCUCCGCGGCGGCGGCGGUGGACGAGGUAAUGGCGUCGGAGCCGGAGGCGGAGGCGUUGGCUGCAGGCUGUGUGGAUGGUACGGUGUUGCGGGUGCUGCUGGCGGCAGCGGAGGCGCAACUUCAGAGGGACGCGGAGGCUGAGGCGGCGGCGGCAGGGACCGGCGGUGGUGCUGGUGGUGAUGGUAGCGGCGGCGGAGGCGGAGGCGGCAUGAUGGGUUUGAGCAGGAGGUUGGGGAGCGCUAGCGGAGGUGGUCGUGUGGCUUCACUGCUGCGGCGGUUGGCUCGGGAGGUGACGGGGCUGGCUGAUUUGGGUUCGCUGGUUGUGUUGUUGCAGCGGAGCAGCGUUGCCGGUAUGAGCUGA